AUGACUACAGUAAACAAGACAGACGACGAAUGGAGAGCAAUCCUCUCCCGAGAACAGUUCCGUGUACUCCGUCAGAAGGGCACUGAACGCCCUGGAACGGGCGAAUAUAACCACCACAACGAGGAAGGAGUCUACGGUUGUGCUGCUUGCGGGACCCCGCUGUACAAGAGCGGAACCAAUGGCUGCGGUUGGCCGGCGUUCUACGACGCCAUCCCAGGUGCCGUGACCCGCCAUGAAGAUAAAUCUUUUGGCAUGACACGUAUCGAGAUAACAUGCACCGCCUGUGGAGGUCACCUUGGGCAUGUAUUCAAAGGAGAAGGAUUCAGUACCCCCACUGACGAACGGCAUUGUGUCAACUCAAUAUCCUUGAAUUUCUCCAAGUAG
Messenger RNA from Desarmillaria tabescens, 384 nucleotides. Its product is annotated as peptide methionine sulfoxide reductase msrB. Bases 1 to 384 code for a protein of 127 amino acids. Gene Ontology annotation, biological process: protein repair; response to oxidative stress. NCBI's taxonomy places the organism in Eukaryota, Fungi, Basidiomycota, Agaricomycetes, Agaricales, Physalacriaceae. The record is from RefSeq and is a predicted model, not a curated record. The transcript is spliced from 5 exons. Gene Ontology annotation, molecular function: peptide-methionine (R)-S-oxide reductase activity.